Prorocentrum cordatum is the source of this 1458-nucleotide messenger RNA. The record is from the annotation of a GenBank genome assembly. NCBI's taxonomy places the organism in Eukaryota, Dinophyceae, Prorocentrales, Prorocentraceae.
AUGGAGGCCCUGCAGGCCGCCCCGCAGCGGCCGACGCCGGCCUCCCGCGCGAGGCCCUCGCUAUCGCCGGCCCACGCGAUGUCCGAUGCCCGCGCCCUGCGCCAGGCCUCCUCGCCCCUGCGGGGGGCCACGGCCCCGAGCCGCCCGGGCCCCGCGCGGCUGAGCUCCUCGCCGCAGGGGGCAGCGUACCCAGCGUCCCCUGGCGUCCCGUGGGGCGGCGGACUGGCCGCGGUGGUGUGUCGGCCUGCGCAGCAGCCUGCGCCUCUGGCGGCGCCCGCUGUGGCACACCUGGCGCCGAAUGCCGCAGCCAGCCCCGCCAGGGCGCACUCGCCGGUGAGGCUCGCCGCAGUACGAGCUUCUCAGCCUCCAACGCGCCAGGUUUCGCACGGGCGGUCUCCGGUGCGGCAGGUGGCGCGGGUAGCCAGCCAGGCUCACGUGGACAACAGCCGUCCGCCAGCGCAGCCUGCUGGCGGUGACCCUCAGCCUGCGCCCACGGCCGGUGCCGAGCGCUUCGUCUGGCCAGAGAGGCCGACAGUGCCGGCGUCCUGGUGCUCGGCGGCCGGGCUGACGCCGCUGCAGGCCUGCCGCGUGCGCCGCGCCGCGCCCAGCCAGCAGCUCGCCGCGGCGCCAUUGCGCGGCGGCGUGGCAGGCCUUCCCGAUGCCAGGGCGUCCACCGCUGGGGCGCUGGAGAAGCCGGGGCAGCCGAGCGGGUGUGCGGCGGCGGGCUGCGGGGGCUCGUGCGCUUCGACGUGCGCCGGAGGGAGCUCCGCCGAGACCGCCGCGGUGGCCCCAGCGGCGGCGCCCGAGGUGCGCGUGGCCGGGCCCGCGGCGGGGCGGGUGCCCCCGUGGGCGCCAGACUGCUCCGAUGGCGAGCUCUUCGAGGAGGCGCGGCGCGUGCUGCGAGGUCUGGUGGCCCCGGAGCUCCUGGACCGGCUGACCCGGCGCGACAUCGUGGCCCUCCUGGCCGCGUCGGCCAGCGAGCCAGCGGCCCAGUGCGAGGCGGGCGCGGAGCCCGAGCCAGCGCCAGGGCCAGACGCGGACUCCUUCGCCCCGCCGGACGGGGCGCCCGGGGACGAUCCGGCGUCGCAGGAUGCAAGGCAGCCCAUCGAGAGCGACGGCGGUGCCUGCGGGAGGCACUGGGAGAGCUCGGCGGCGGCGGGCGACGGCAUCAAGGCGUGCGUGCGAGUGCGGCCGAUGACGGCCGAGGAGCGCUCAACGGGCUGGCUGGAGACUGCCUCCUGCAGGGCGCAGUGCGCGGAGGCGCUGCAGCUCGCCAACGAGCUCGGCCGGACCCGUGCCGAGGAGCUGGCUCUCGCCGCCCGCGCGGACGCGGACGGCCUGCGCGCUCUGGCCGCCCUGGGCGCCACGGAGGCGGGCGCGGCAGACGGGCAGCCGCCGCCGCCGCCGCUGGACUGCGAGCGCGCGCGGCGGCUGGCGCGCAACGAGGAGAGAGGCUGA